AGUCAGGUAACUAAAUCAGUUUCAGAGCAAAUGCUUUGCAUGGCCUGGAGAGCAUUAAUCGAUUCCUCGCUCGCCUGUCAAGUUCUGCGGAAGGAUGAUGACCGUAUUUAUUUCCUUAGCAAACCCUGGAUCCCGCAGCCAGUCCACGCUGUCCCCGUACACCAGCUCAGUUAAUUCUCCACACGCUGAAAAACAUGCGGGAGUUUCCUGUGUCACAGCUUCAGUGGAUGACAUCCAGUUCCAGGAGACAGCCAGAGUUGGACAAGUAAUAACCAUCAAAGCAAAAGUUACUAGAGCUUUCAGCACGAGCAUGGAGAUCAGUAUCAAGGUUACGGUACAGGACAUGUUCACUGGCAUUGAGAAGCUCAUUAGUGUUGCUUUCUCUACUUUUGUAGCCAAACCAGUUGGAAAGGAAAAGAUUCAUUUGAAACCAGUCACACUUCUAACGGAACAAGAUCACGUCGAACAUAACCUGGCUUCUGAGAGAAGGAAGGUUCGAUUACAGCACGAAGAUACCUUUAACAACUUAAUGAAGGAAAGUAGCAAGUUUGAUGAUCCCGUUUGUGAUGAAGAGGAAGGAACAGUCUCUACAAGGGGCACCGCUGUCCAGAGCAUUGAACUCGUCCUCCCACCUCAUGCAAACCAUCAUGGAAAUACCUUUGGUGGCCAGAUCAUGGCUUGGAUGGAGACAGUGGCCACUAUUUCAGCCAGCCGCCUGUGUUGGGCACAUCCCUUUCUGAAGUCUGUGGACAUGUUCAAGUUUCGGGGACCAUCUACAGUUGGGGACCGUCUUGUCUUCAAUGCCAUUGUCAACAAUACAUUUCAGACCUGUGUCGAAGUUGGAGUGCGUGUGGAGGCCUUUGACUGCCAGGAAUGGUCCAAGGGACGAGGCCGUCACAUCAACAGUGCUUUCCUGAUUUAUAAUGCCGUCGAUGAUAAGGGAGAACUCAUCACGUUUCCCAGAAUCAAACCCAUUUCAAAGGAUGAAUAUAGACGCUAUUGGGGAGCUGUUGCACGCAAGAGAAUUCGCUUAGGCAGAAAAUAUGUUAUUUCCCACAAAGAAGAGGUUCCACUUCUCAUACACUGGGAUAUAAGCAAGCAGGCAUCCCUGAGUAAUGGCAACGUGGAGGCUCUCAAAAAGUUGGCGGCCAAAAAGGGUUGGGAGGUGACCAGCGCUGUGGAAAAGAUAAAAAUAUACACUCUGGAAGAACACGACGUUGUAUCAGUUUGGGUUGAAAAGCAUGUGGAAAGUCCAGCACACUUGGCUUAUCACCUCUUGUCUGACUUUACAAAGCGACCUUUGUGGGACCCCCAUUGCAUGUCCUGUGAAGUCAUAGACUGGGUGAGUGAAGAUGAUCAGAUAUAUUACAUCACCUGUCCUACGGUGAACGGUGACAAGCCCAAAGACUUGGUAAUACUUGUAUCACGAAGAAAGCCUCUCAAAGAUGGAAACACUUACACAGUGGCAGUGAAGUCGGUGACCCUGCCCUCAGUCCCACCGUCUCCACAGUACAUCAGAAGCGACAUCAUCUGUGCUGGAUUUCUCAUCCGUCCUGUCGACAGCAGUUCGUGCACUGUAUCUUACUUUAACCAGAUUUCUGCUAGCAUCCUUCCUUACUUUGCUGGAAAUCUUGGUGGCUGGUCAAAAUCCAUCGAAGAAGCAGCAGCCUCCUGUAUACGAUUCAUAGAGAGUACUACCAUGGAUGGGUUUGCGAGCACAUUUUAACGGUCAGCUAUCAACUCUCUAGAAUGUAAUAUCCCAUUUUUAAUUCCAAGCACUCUUAUCCUGGAUACUUGGCAAACUUUGGGGCCAUAAAGUAAUUUAACAUCAGCCUAAGCAAAAUGGAGUUCAGAAGAGGAAAAAAAAAAAAAAUCAGCAAGCCCAUGGCCUGGUAGUUAAGGGGGCUGAAUCCCAUCACAUGGCCAACUGCACGGCUCAAGUCUCCAACCCAGUGGCUUGAAAUAUAGGCCAGGUACAUGCAUGAGGAUGCUCAAAAUGUUGAGAGGAGGAAGACAGAAAAGGGAUUGCAGCAUCACUGUGCCCCAUAGUGGGGGUUGGGGGUUGCUUUCUUGUUUUCCUUGUCUGACUCCCUCUCUGGACAUGCACCUCUGGCAAAUUAAAAAAAAAAAAAAAAAUUGUUUGUAAAACCAUCUGCUAUGGUUUGGCUAAUGGUAUGUCCUCCAAAGUUUCAUGUUUGGGGAUUUGGUCCCAAUGUAAUGGCACCGGGAGAUGGUAAGACCUUUAAGAGGUGAGGCCUAGUGGGUGGCCUCAUGGGAACACUAAUCUCAUGAAUGAAUGAAUGCUGUGUCUCCCAACAGGGGUGAGUUCUCACACUCAUGAGAAGGGCCUAAUUUCUACCAGAAUGGGUUCUAAAAGUAAGAGCUGCCCAGAGGUUCUCUCUGUUCACAUGCACCUUUUUUCUUGCUUCUGUUGACCAUGUUGUGAUACAGGACUAGAGGCCGCCCAGAUGCCAAACCCAUGUUCUUGGACUUAGCAGUCACCAGAAUCAUGGGCCAAAUAAGCCUCUAUUCUUUAUAAAUCACCCAGUCUUGGGUACCUCUUUUUAGCAAUACAGUAAUGGGCUUAGACAGUAUCUCAAGUCAAACACCAGAAAUCUGGAUUUGCAUGGGAAGAACUGUAAAACUCAGUUUUAGAUCUUCGGUGGUUCUGCUUCUUCUAGGGACACAGAUAAUGGGAAAUUGCCAGGGUACUAUAUCACAUGUUUUGUAAAAUGGUACCAAUGCAGUUAAAAUGAUCACAAGCAGUUUUAGGUUACAGAGGUGAGACAUAUGUCCUGUUAGAAAUGUUAUAUGAGUUUAUAAAAUUUAAAAUGAUGAUUUGCUAGAAGGUGACUAGUUGAUUAAUGUAUGGCAUUGUUCCACGUGCAGCAGGUGUCUGCAUGGCAGGAGCAUCUGACAAGAUGUAUUACAUGUUUUAGAGCUUUAAAUUAGGGAGACAUUAAACCAUAAUGGAGCCCAAUCAAUUUUAGUAAUAAGAACUACUUUACUAGUGUCAUUUAACAUAUAUUCAAGGUGGCUGACCAAUUUAGUAUCUAUUGCUAUAUAUACACACAAAGUACCUGCAAAAUGUGAUAUUGCGGGGAAAGAAUAUUUCCUGAGCUCUUCUUUCAUAACCAUCACAUUAGCACUUCAUCCCCUGGACUUCAACAUUCAUUAUUCGCCUCUGUCUGUGAUUUGUCUUAACUCACAAGACAAACCAGAAUAUGUCAAAUUCGCCUCCUCUACAGGACAACUUUGAAAAGUCAGAAGAGUUCUGCGUUUGAACUUAGAACACUGACCACGCUAGAUCCGUCCUGCUGUUAGUUUGCCAGCUCUCUGCUGCCGCUGCCUCUGCCCACCUCCCACCCACCCAAGUCGUAAUUAUUUUUAGUUUUCUAUGUCAGCAUAUCUUCAUUUACAUUAACUUUGAACUGUGCUGUAAUUUUAGGAAUUAAUAUUUAUAUACAAUAGAAGAGUGGAUAUGAUUUAUAGGUUAAAAUAAUUGUACAUUACAUUCCAGAAGUAGAAAGAUUUGGGGGGAAUACUUUUACAUUUUAAAAAAGGUGGAAAAAUUAAUAAUAAAGAGGUUAUAUUACACUGAAA
This is a messenger RNA of Tupaia belangeri chinensis (Chinese tree shrew), 3603 nucleotides long. It is a transcript of the gene ACOT12, whose product is annotated as acyl-CoA thioesterase 12. Gene Ontology annotation, molecular function: lipid binding; acetyl-CoA hydrolase activity. Lineage: Eukaryota; Metazoa; Chordata; Mammalia; Scandentia; Tupaiidae. The transcript is spliced from 15 exons. The record is from RefSeq and is a predicted model, not a curated record. Bases 95 to 1726 code for a protein of 543 amino acids. Gene Ontology annotation, biological process: acetyl-CoA metabolic process. Gene Ontology annotation, cellular component: cytosol; cytoplasm.